AUGGGCAAGAAUGAAAGAUGCUCUGCAUGGACCCGAAGUCCCACCAUAGGUUCCACAGGGUACCCCGGCAUAAAGAAGCAGACGGAUCCGCAGGAGAGGGGAAAAGUAUCUCUGAAGGAAAUCAUCACUUACCCAGAAGCUGAUAGUACUAUGGCUUUACCGGUUCAGGGUAGAACUGCCAUCAUUACUGGCGCAGGCUCCGGCAUCAACCUCGCAUUUGCCAAGUUAUUGCUAGAAAAUGGUUGCAACGUCUUGAUCGCGGACUUGGGCUUGCGUCCCGAAGCUCAGGUGCUCGUGGACAAGCACCAGGCUGGACCUGUGAGAGCUGUAUUCCAAAAGACGGAUGUGACAGACUGGUCACAGUUGGAGCGGAUGUUUGAAGUUGCAGAGAAGGAGUUCAAUGAGAUCGAUAUUGUCUGUCCCGGUGCGGGGGUCUACGAACCGCACUGGAGUAACUUCUGGCGUCCUCCUGGUACUGCACCCAGCAAGGACUCUGGCGGUCGCUACGCCCUGGUGGAUAUCAAUAUCACACACCCGAUCCGCACGACACAGCUGGCGAUUGCUCAUUUCCUGCGCCACCGUGAAAACGGUCGUCCCAAGCACAUCGUCCAUAUCUCCAGUAUCGCUGGACAGAAUUCUGCCUUUGCGGCCCCGAUCUAUGUGGCAACGAAACACGCCAUCAACGGCCUCGUGCGAUCACUUGGUAAACUCGAGAAACUGGGUAUCCGAGUCACCGCCGUGGCGCCCGGAGUGAUAAAAACCCCUCUUUGGACAGAUCACCCGGAGAAGCUGAAGAUGGUGUUGGAUAGUUCCGACGAGUGGGUGACUCCCGAGGAGGUUGGCGAGGUGAUGCUGGCCCUUGUGCAGCAGGAGCAAGUGAGCGAGGUCAUUGGUGAUCGGUCCGGAAAGGGCAAGCAGUUCACUGUGUCUGGAGGCAACAUCUAUGAGGUCUCCAAGACGGUUCGACUGGUAAAUGCGUUCAACGACGAGGGCCCCGGCAAUCGGCCGGGAAACACUGCGUCCGACCACGCAACGGUGGAGGAGGAGAGUUUCGGACUUUUAGCGCAGCCGGGAUGGGGACGAUCCAAGCUAGUGGCCUUCGACGACGUCCAAAUCGAGGAAAACGUGAGACUGGCAUCGCUGGCGACGCCAGCUGGUCGAGCAGUGUCAUCAAUCUCGUCAAUACCAUUAUCGGUGCCGGAGUUCUUGCCAUGCCACUGGCUAUAUCACAUAUGGGAAUUCUCUUGGGAACAUUCGUCAUCCUUUGGUCUGGGGUCACAGCGGGCUUCGGUCUCUAUCUACAAUCGCGAUGCGCUCAAUACCUCGACCGCGGAAGCGCCUCUUUUCUUCGCCCUGUCGCAAUUGACAUACCCUAACGCUGCUGUUGUCUUUGAUGCCGCAAUUGCCAUCAAAUGCUUUGGAGUGGGUGUCAGCUAUCUCAUUAUUAUCGGUGACCUGAUGCCAGGCGUCGUCAACGGCCUCGUUGGAGGCGACCCGGCCUUUGACUUCCUCGUGGAUCGUCAUUUCUGGGUAACCGCCUUCAUGUUGAUCGUGAUCCCCCUUUCAUACCUUCGUCGGCUAGACUCAUUGAAAUAUACGAGUAUUGCGGCCUUGGUGUCAAUGGCCUAUUUGGUCGUCUUGGUCGUCUACCACUUCAUCAAGGGCGAUACAAUGGCGGAUCGUGGCCCUGUUCGUGUGAUCCAUUGGGCAGGCCCGGUCCCAACUUUGAGCAGUUUCCCAGUGAUCGUAUUUGCAUUCACCUGCCAUCAGAAUAUGUUCUCAAUCCUCAACGAAAUCAAGAACAACAGUCAUUUCCGCACGACAAGCGUCGUGUUUGCCAGUAUUGGCGGCGCGGCGGCCACUUACAUUCUCGUCGCCAUCACUGGUUACCUCUCUUUUGGAAACAAUGUCGCGGGCAACAUCGUCGGCAUGUAUCCACCAGGCAUCGCGGCAACAAUUGCACGUGCUGCUAUUGUGAUGCUUGUUGUCUUCUCCUACCCACUCCAGUGUCACCCUUGUCGGGCGUCAGUGGAUGCUGUUUUGAAAUGGCGCCCGAAAUCCGCGCCUCGAUCAACAGAGGGCUCACCACACCGACACCCAUUGCUGGGCCCACGCGGUACUCGAACCGUCGAGCCGAUGAGUGACUUGCGCUUCUCUGUCAUCACCACCACCAUUCUUAUCCUGAGCUACCUCGUCGCUAUGACUGUUUCCUCCUUGGAAGCAGUGCUCGCUUACGUUGGAAGUACCGGAAGCACAAGCAUCAGUUUCAUCCUGCCAGGUCUUUUCUAUUACAAGAUCUCUUCACCUGAUUCUCCCGCCCAUCGCGGCCUUCUCAAGGACGACGAGGCAGCUGAUGACCUAUCUGAUGAAGAGACUCCUGACGAUGAAGGCGAGGGCUCUCUUACUCAGUCAUUGACAGGUAGUGGCUUCUUGCCUCGACCUGCUCGCCACUGGCGCAAGACAAUCCUGCGCCGUCUCAGCCUAGCCCUUGCUCUCUACGGUGUCGUGGUCAUGGUCGUGUGCUUCAUCACCAAUACAUUCUUCAUUGCAUCCCCUUGA
Messenger RNA from Penicillium cosmopolitanum, 2559 nucleotides. RefSeq names its product transmembrane amino acid transporter protein-domain-containing protein. Bases 1 to 2559 code for a protein of 852 amino acids. The transcript is spliced from 9 exons. Gene Ontology annotation, biological process: amino acid transmembrane transport. Gene Ontology annotation, cellular component: fungal-type vacuole membrane. Lineage: Eukaryota; Fungi; Ascomycota; Eurotiomycetes; Eurotiales; Aspergillaceae. The record is from RefSeq and is a predicted model, not a curated record. Gene Ontology annotation, molecular function: L-lysine transmembrane transporter activity; oxidoreductase activity; L-arginine transmembrane transporter activity.